AUGACCUGCUGUGAAGGAUGUACAUCCUGCAAUGGAUUCAGCCUGUUGGUUCUCCUUCUGUCAGGAGCAGUUCUCAAUGCAAUCCCUCUCAUUGUCAACAGAGUCGAGGAAGGCAAAUUUUUUCGAAACCCCAUCUCUUGCUUUGAGUGGUGGUACCCAGGAAUCAUAGGAGCAGGUCUGAUGGCUAUUCCAGCAACAACAAUGUCUUUGGCAUCAAGGAAAAGAGCCUGCUGCAACAACAGAGGCGGGAUGUUUCUUUCAUCAUUUUUUAAUAUAAUCACAAUCAUUGGUGCAGUGUACUGCAUGCUGGUAUCCCUGAAUGCUCUCACGGAAGGUCCUCUCAUCUGUAAUUCUCCAAGCAACAAUACCUGCAAAUUCUCAUUUGACAACUUAAGGAUUGAUCCCCAAUCCUUCAAUCUACAGUGGCUCUCCAAUGGAUCUUGCGUAGCUUCUAACAGUUUGAAUUCUCCCAUCAAGAAUGACACCAUGACCAGUGAGUUGCACGUCAGUCCUAAAGAAAAGAGGCACAGGACUAUCUUUUUCUCAGCAUUUGUAGGCUUACUGCUUGUGGGGUUCCUUGAGCUCCUGUUUGCACUCAGUCAGAUUGUCAUCGGUUUCCUGGGCUGUCUGUGUGGAGUCUCCAAGCGAAGAAGUCGAAUUGUGUAA
Molecule: messenger RNA, 666 nt
Organism: Pipistrellus nathusii (Nathusius's pipistrelle)
Lineage: Eukaryota; Metazoa; Chordata; Mammalia; Chiroptera; Vespertilionidae
Source: the annotation of a GenBank genome assembly